This is a messenger RNA of Ambispora leptoticha, 269 nucleotides long. The record is from the annotation of a GenBank genome assembly. Lineage: Eukaryota; Fungi; Glomeromycota; Glomeromycetes; Archaeosporales; Ambisporaceae.
UUACAAAUUCAACACCUGGUCUUAUCUCACUUACUUCCUCUACAUUACCAUCUUUACCAACUCUUCAUUCUUUCAAACUUCUUUACAACCAACUUAAAUUUUAUGACAAUCAAUUACAAAUUGACUAUCAAGAAAUUUUAGCUUUCAUUCAUAUUAAUAAUCACUUAUUAGUGUCAACUACUCUUCCACCUCAACCCCAAUUAAAUAUACCCUCUUAUGAAGUUCAACUUAUUCAACAAACAGUAAAUUCACCUACCUACCAAAAUUAA